AUUUCGUAGGUACAGCCACUAAGUUCCCGAUGACGCCCUACCUCUAAUGUAGCAACUGGGAUGCUCAAGUGCCCAUGCCGGCCGUCACCACCUUCGGCCGCCUCCACCCAGAAGAGUGGAGUCAAGAUUCAUUUUCUUUCAUUACUCUACCUCAUCAGAAUUCAAAAGCUCAUAAACAAGGAAACGACAAUAUAUUUACAGAUUGGACAAACAUAGCUUGCCAGAAACAGAAAGUAGAAGGUAUUUUGGAAAAUGUUAACAGAAAAAUGUACGCAAAAUAA
This is a messenger RNA of Gryllus bimaculatus (two-spotted cricket), 281 nucleotides long. The record is from the annotation of a GenBank genome assembly. Lineage: Eukaryota; Metazoa; Arthropoda; Insecta; Orthoptera; Gryllidae.